AUGUCUGCUGGAGUUUUUCAUGUGAAGCACCAUUUGGCAGGAACAUCUAAAGAUGUUGAACCAUGUAUAGCGGUGCUCGAUGAAGUAAAAACUAAGAUGUUGAAUCUUCUUAUUGGAGCACAAGGAGGAAAAUUAUUGAACAAAGAUUUAGAGUGCAAUAUGCAAGAAGUACAAGAGGAAGUUGUUACUGGUGGCUCCGAUAUUUUCAAGAAAAGUAGAACAUCUCAUCCUAUUACCCUCAAUAGCAUAUUCAAGAAGAACCUGAGGGAGGAGGCAUGUCUUGACAUUUGUACUGCUAUGUAUAAUAAUGAAAUUCCUUUCAAUUUUGUGAAUAUCGAUGAUUUCAAAAAGAUGUGUGAAUCAAUUGCUAAGCAUGGACCGGGUUUCAAGCCACCAUCUUAUCAUGAGUGUAGAGUGAAAUACUUGAAGCAAAAAUAUGAUAUGACAAUGGCUGUUGUUGAAACACAUAAGGCUCUAUGGAAGAAAACUGGAUGCACAAUAAUGACUGAUGGAUGGACUGAUAAAAGAAGAAGAACAAUAAUCAACUUUUGUGUGCAUAGCUUUAUGGGAAUUGUGUUCCUUAAGUCCAUUGAUGCUUCUCACAUCACCAAAAUAGUUGACAAGAUUUUUAAGAUGAUUGAUGAAGUGGUACAAGAGAUUGAUGAAGAAAACGUUGUCCAAGUUGUGACAGAUAAUGCUGCAAAGUAUAAAGCUGCUGGGCCUUUGUUGAUGGAGAAAAGAAAGAAAAUGUAUUGGACACCUUGUGCUGCUCACUACAUUGAUUUGAUGCUAGAAGAUUUAGAGAAGAAAAUACCCCUUCAUAAAGAUACAAUUUAUAAGGGGAAAAAAUUACAACUUAUAUCUAUUCAAGAACAUCUCUCAUUUCAAUAUUGCACAACUUCACCAGUGACAAAGAUUUGA
Messenger RNA from Gastrolobium bilobum, 921 nucleotides. RefSeq lists its product as uncharacterized. Bases 1 to 921 code for a protein of 306 amino acids. The transcript has a single exon. The record is from RefSeq and is a predicted model, not a curated record. Lineage: Eukaryota; Viridiplantae; Streptophyta; Magnoliopsida; Fabales; Fabaceae.